AUGUACUGGUUAUCAUCUUCUUUCGCCACUGAUGCUCAGUCCAAUGUAAGAAACGGUGCUGCGUUCAGAUGUAUGGAAGCUAUCGGACAAGCUGUCGCAUACGGUAUGAAGAGUAAGACCGACGAAAGUCCUUUGAUCGGAUUCUGCGUCACCUUUGGUCUUAUGGCCCUUGGACUCCCACCGUUCAUCGUGCUCGUCAAUAAUACUCCUGACAGAAUCCCUGCGGACGUCAUGGCUGAAGAAGAGGCGACGGAGCACAAGUUGGAAGGUGGCUAUGAGAAGAAGGAUGAUCCUGUACAAGUGUCCGUCUUGGGAUAA
Kwoniella mangroviensis CBS 8507 is the source of this 318-nucleotide messenger RNA. RefSeq lists its product as uncharacterized. Lineage: Eukaryota; Fungi; Basidiomycota; Tremellomycetes; Tremellales; Cryptococcaceae. The transcript is spliced from 3 exons. The record is from RefSeq and is a predicted model, not a curated record. Bases 1 to 318 code for a protein of 105 amino acids.